CAAAAGAUCCAACGACCCCUCCAAAUACCUCACGCCCCAAAGCCUCGCCCACCGAGAGAACCUGAACGCACUCUUUUGGUCUUGACUCACUCUGACCUGCGUCUUCUUCCCGCUCCCUGUGAGCCGCUUUUUCUUCUUUUCUUAUUUGCUUCCUUUCUUUUUUAGAACUCGAUCUCGUACACCGGCAAGAGCCAGCGGCGCAACAAACCAUUCUCCGCCCCUCUUCGUCUCGAGGAAACACCGACGACAACAUCCACCCCGCCGCCGUCUUCGGCGUAAGAAUAUUUGAUUUGCCCGAACCACACACCACAACCCUCGUCGUGCAUUGCCUUCGCUUUCGACAACAACAACAACAACCUCCCUCGACAUCAUGUCUAUCGAUUUUCCCAAGGAGGAGGAGGCCGUCCUCCAGAGAUGGCGCGAGAUCAAGGCCUUUGAGCGUCAGCUUGAGUUGACCCAGGGCAAGCCCCUCUAUACCUUCUACGAUGGCCCUCCUUUCGCCACAGGGCUUCCUCACUACGGCCAUCUGCUGGCCUCUACCAUCAAGGACAUUAUUCCGAGAUAUUGGUCCAUGAAGGGAUUCCACGUCGAGAGACGUUUUGGCUGGGACACCCAUGGCCUGCCUAUCGAGCACGAGAUUGACAAGAAGUUGGGAAUCUCCGGCAAAGCUGCCGUCAUGAAACUAGGCCUGAAGAACUACAACGCCGAAUGCAGAUCUAUCGUCAUGCGCUACAGCGAGGAGUGGCGCCACACUGUUGAGAGGCUCGGCCGUUGGAUCGACUUUGACAACGACUACAAGACCAUGGAUCCUACCUUCAUGGAGUCGGAAUGGUGGGUUUUCAAGCAGUUGUUCGACAAGGGCGCCGUCUACCAGGGACACCGUGUCAUGCCUUACUCGACAGCUCUGACGACUGCGCUGAGCAACUUUGAGGCCAACCAAAACUACCAAGAUGUCAGCGAUCCUGCCAUUGUCAUCGCCUUUCCCCUGCGGGACGAUCCCGAGACCAACUUGCUGGCUUGGACGACCACUCCAUGGACCUUGCCAUCCCACCUUGGCCUGGCCGCCCACCCUGACUUUGAGUACAUCAAAAUCGUCGACGAGAAGUCUGGUAAGAAGUACAUCCUGCUCGAGAAACUCCUCGGCACUUUGUACAAGGAUGUCAAGAAGGCAAAGUUCAAAAUCCUCGAAAAGAUCAAGGGCAAGGACAUGCUGGGCUGGAAGUACGAGCCCCCUUUCAACUACUUCUAUGAGGAGUAUAAGGACGUCGCGUUUCAGGUUCUGAAUGCCACCUAUGUCACUGAUGACAGCGGUACGGGUAUUGUUCACCAGGCGCCCGCUUUCGGUGAGGACGACUAUAACGUCGCCCUGGCCGCUGGCAUCGUCACGGAGAGUAGACCCCCUCCCGACCCGAUAGAUGACGGCGGUCACUUCACUGGCCGCGUUUCUGACUUUGUCGGCAUGCACGUCAAGGAGGCCGACAAGCACAUCAUCAAGCACCUGAAGACUGCCGGAAAAAUCGUGGUUGAUUCUACGCUCAAGCACUCGUACCCAAUGUGCUACCGAUCCGACACCCCCCUCAUCUACCGCGCUGUUCCGUCCUGGUUCGUUCGCAUCCCUGAGAUCAUCCCUCAGAUGCUGGAGAAUAUCAAGGGCUCUCACUGGGUGCCUUCUUUUGUCAAGGAGCGCCGCUUCGCCAGCUGGAUCGAGAACGCGCGUGACUGGAACGUUUCGAGAAAUCGGUACUGGGGUACACCCAUUCCUCUCUGGGUCAGCGAGGACAUGGAAGAGCGUGUGUGCAUCGGCAGCAUUGAGGAGCUGCGGGAGUUGAGCGGCUACACCGGAGACUUGACUGAUCUUCAUCGCGACAACAUUGACCACAUUACGAUCCCCAGUAAGAUGGGCAAAGGUACCCUCAGGCGCAUCGAGGAAGUCUUUGACUGCUGGUUUGAGUCCGGUAGUAUGCCGUACGCAAGUCAGCAUUACCCUUUCGAGAACGCGGACAAGUUCGAGAAGUCCUUCCCUGGUGACUUUAUUGCCGAAGGUUUGGACCAGACCAGAGGCUGGUUCUAUACCCUUCUUGUGCUUGGUACCCAUCUCUUCGGCCGUAUUCCCUUCAAAAACUGCGUCGUCAACGGCAUAGUUCUAGCGGAGGACGGAAAGAAGAUGUCAAAGCGUCUCAAGAACUAUCCGGUACCUGAUAUUGUCAUGGACAAGUACGGCUCCGAUGCUCUGCGGCUCUAUCUCAUCAACUCGCCUGUUGUGCGUGCCGAGCCCUUGCGCUUCAAGGAGUCCGGCGUGAAGGAGGUUGUGCAAAAAGUUCUCCUGCCCCUUUGGAACAGCUACAAGUUCUUCGAGGGCCAGGUGUCCCUACUGAAGAAGGUCGAGGACAUCGACUACGCUUGGGAUCCCAAGGGCCUGGCGAACAACGAGAACGUCAUGGAUCGUUGGAUCUUGGCCAGUUGCCAAAGUCUGUUGCAGUUCGUCAACGAGGAGAUGAGCGCAUACCGUCUCUACACUGUCGUCCCUCGCCUGCUCGGCCUUAUUGAGAAUACCACAAACUGGUACAUUAAGCUGAACAGGAGACGCCUCAAGGGCGAGAAUGGCGUCGAGGACACGCAGCAUGCGCUCAAUACCUUGUUCGAGGUUCUUUUCACGCUGUGCCGUGGUCUUGCCCCUUUCACCCCUUUCAUCACCGACACCAUCUACCAGAAGCUGCGCCCCUUCAUUCCCAAGGAGGCCGAGGCCGAAGAUGCGCGAAGCGUCCACUUUUUGCCGUUCCCCGAAGUACGACAAGAGCUGUUUGACGAAGUUGUUGAACGUAGAGUCGGCAGAAUGCAGAGAGUCAUCGACCUGGUCCGGGUCUCUCGUGAAAGAAGGUCUGUUGGUCUCAAGACGCCCCUGAAGACCCUUGUGGUCAUCCACCGUGACCCACAGUAUCUCGAGGAUCUCGAAUCUCUCUCAUCCUACAUCAGAGAAGAGAUGAACAUCAGAGACCUGGUGCUUACGUCUGACGAGGCCAAGUACAAUGUCCAGUACAGUGUGACUGCAGACUGGCCAGUGCUGGGCAAGAAGCUCAAGAAGGACAUGGCGCGCGUCAAAAAGGCACUUCCGACGCUCAGUAGCGACGCUGUCAAGGAGUACUCGGAGAAGAAGGAAAUCCUGGUCGACGGAAUCAAGCUGGAGGAGGGCGACCUUGUGGUGAGGCGCGGGCUGAAGGAGGACGAGUCUUCUAAGAACCUGGAGACGAACUCUGACAACGACGUGCUCACUAUACUGGACGCGGAGCUGUAUGUUGAGCUCGCGCACGAAGGUCUCGCCCGGGAGAUCAUCAACCGUGUGCAGCGCCUGAGAAAGAAGGCCCAGCUCCAGCCUACAGAUGACAUCAAGAUGGAGUACAAGGUCAUCAGCGACCCUGACAACAUUGGCCUCGAGGAAGUGUUUGUGUCUCAAACCAAGGCCAUCGAGAAGGCUUUGCGGAGACCGGUCGACAAGCACGACGUCACCAAGUUGGAGGGCGAGAUCUCGACGAAGCAGCAAAAGGGAUUGAUUAUGGAGGAGGAGCAGGAAGUGCAGCACGCGACAUUCUUACUUCGCCUGCUCGAGUUGUAGACAUGAGGUGCCAAAGUUGAUAGGGCGCUUACUGGCAGCGCAUACAGACUCUAAAUGACUGUUGGCCAUGUCGAGCGCGGACCUGGAACCGCCCCCCCCCCCCCCAA
Molecule: messenger RNA, 3717 nt
Organism: Colletotrichum destructivum
Lineage: Eukaryota; Fungi; Ascomycota; Sordariomycetes; Glomerellales; Glomerellaceae
Product: Putative aminoacyl-tRNA synthetase, class I, isoleucine-tRNA ligase
Exons: 4
Coding region: 371-3610 (1079 amino acids)
Biological process (GO): isoleucyl-tRNA aminoacylation
Molecular function (GO): ATP binding; aminoacyl-tRNA deacylase activity; isoleucine-tRNA ligase activity
Source: RefSeq, a predicted model, not a curated record